Messenger RNA from Cornus florida, 1768 nucleotides. Its product is annotated as phosphoenolpyruvate/phosphate translocator 1, chloroplastic-like. Gene Ontology annotation, molecular function: antiporter activity. The transcript has 9 exons. The record is from RefSeq and is a predicted model, not a curated record. NCBI's taxonomy places the organism in Eukaryota, Viridiplantae, Streptophyta, Magnoliopsida, Cornales, Cornaceae. The coding region runs from base 132 to 1382 and encodes 416 amino acids. Gene Ontology annotation, cellular component: membrane; Golgi apparatus. Gene Ontology annotation, biological process: transmembrane transport.
AGUCUUAAACCAACCUCUGUCUUCUUCGACGGAGUCCCCAACGUUUCAGACACACUCUAAAAACUCUCUCUCUCUCUCUCAAACAAAGGGUUCAGACUCUCUCUCUCUUCUCUCUGAUCUGGACCUCGAAAAUGCAGAGCACUGCAUUUACCUUAUGUCCUUCGAUUUGGCUUCCAAAACCUCGAAGACCUCUAAGCCCUAGCAGUCCAUGUAGAUUCAAUCCUUUGUCUGUAUCGUCGCCUUCGAGAUCGAUUGAUUUCGCCCCCGUCAAUGGCGUCCCUGCGUUGUCAUCUCGGAGAUUGCCUUCAAUCUCAUGUUCUUCAUCUUCAUCGUCGUCGUCGGGACUGAAUAGCUGGAUUUCGGCUCCGCCUCUGGUUCCGGAGCGCGAAUCGGAUGGUUUCGAGGUUAGGGCAACGUCGGUCCCCGAGAGUGCCGGCGAGAGUUCGAAGUCCGAGAGCAUGGCGAGCACGUUGCAGCUUGGAGCUCUGUUCGGCCUCUGGUACCUUUUCAACAUAUACUUCAAUAUCUACAACAAACAGGUUCUGAAAGUCUUCCCAUUUCCAGUAACUGUAACCACAGUACAAUUUGCCGUUGGAACUGUACUUGUUAUUUUCAUGUGGACGUUUAAUCUCUACAAACGGCCUAAAAUUAGUGGUUCACAGCUUGCAGCAAUCCUGCCGUUGGCAGUGGUGCACACCUUAGGCAACCUUUUCACUAACAUGAGUCUUGGAAAAGUUGCUGUUUCAUUCACUCACACAAUUAAAGCUAUGGAGCCCUUUUUCUCAGUUAUCCUCUCAGCUAUGUUUCUAGGAGAGAUUCCUACUCCUUGGGUAGUUUCUUCUCUUGUACCAAUUGUUGGUGGAGUGGCACUUGCGUCAAUGACUGAGGCCUCUUUUAAUUGGGCUGGAUUUUGGAGUGCAAUGGCUUCUAAUUUGACCAACCAAUCUCGUAAUGUCCUUAGCAAAAAGUUCAUGGUUAAAAAAGAGGAAUCGUUGGACAACAUUACUCUCUUCUCGAUAAUAACAAUUAUGUCCUUUUUCUUGCUGGCUCCUGUUACUCUUUUCAUGGAAGGAGUCAAAGUCACCCCUUCAUACCUGCAAUCUGCUGGAUUGAAUGUUAAACAGGUUUACAUUAGAUCGUUCAUUGCUGCACUCUGCUUCCAUGCGUAUCAGCAGGUUUCUUAUAUGAUAUUGCAGAGGGUAUCCCCAGUCACCCACUCUGUGGGCAAUUGCGUGAAGCGAGUGGUGGUGAUUGUGACAUCUGUUCUCUUCUUCCGCUCACCUGUCUCACCUAUCAACUCUCUGGGUACUGGAGCGGCUCUUGCUGGAGUGUUCCUGUAUUCAAGGGUGAAGCGCAUAAAGCCAAAGACAAAAACAGCUUGAAGUUUGUUUGAAAUUUUUUGCUGGUAGUUCACAAUUUUAAGACGAGGAAGUCAUAUUAAAGAACUCAUUUGUACGUUAAUCUCCAUUUUUUUCUUUUCGGUCUUGGUUAUGGUUUUAUUCUUUUGUUGGACGCCAAUAACUUAAAUGGCAGCAAAAGUUUUGAUCCGGGAAGAACAUUGUUGGUUGUGUUUUUAUGUUCUGUGACGAGCACUUGUUAAGUAGUAGCUGUUCUAAAUGUAGGAUGUAUGGUUCCCGUAUUUGAGAGAAGGAACGGCGAACUUUUCUACUCGGAGAGAAGGAACGGCGAACUUUUCUACUCGGAGAAAAGGAACUUCUGAAUAUCAAUUCUUUGGUGUAUGAACACUUGAUUGGUUUGAUUGUGGUUA